AUGUCGCCCAAUCGCAUGGAUACGGUUUUUGCUAAGAUCGCGGAAGAGACUUCAAAAUUUCAACUUGGCGACGAAGAGAUUUGGCGCAAGCUAUAUGACCCUUUGUAUCCCGAGCCACCACAGAAUGUAACGGUCAUCCGUGAUGAGCGAUAUGGACCUUCGGACAGAAACCUCUUGGAUGUCUUUGUGCCACAUGGAAAUGAAUCAAACCGACCAGUCAUGAUGUAUGUCCACGGAGGAGGAUUCUUCUCUGGAGAUAAAUUGUGGACCGAGCAGGUCUAUUCCAAUAUUGGGUGGUUUUUCGCUCAACGGGGCAUCAUCACGGUGGUGAUAAACCAUCGUCUUGUGCCACACGUGCAGUACCCUGGAGGUGCAGAUGAUAUACAGUUGGCGCGCGAAUGGAUUUUCAAUCAUAUCUCCUCUACUAAAUAUGGUUGUGGGUCGGUCGAUAAGGUUAUACUGUUUGGUCACUCGUCUGGCGGUGCGCAUAUCGCGAUGAACCUUUAUGCUGCCGGCGAUCCGGAACGCGCCUCUCAGUCCCCUCUUUUUCCUCCAGUGGCCGGAGUGAUGUAUCUUAGUGUGCCAUUUUGGUAUGACCGGACGAAGCCAGUCCGCCAAAAGACCAUUCGUUCCUAUUAUGGAUCUGAUGCUGAAGAUGUCUGGGGGGUAAUAUCAAUCCGUGCCUUUGGACGCGUAUCCAAAUAA
Molecule: messenger RNA, 705 nt
Organism: Penicillium crustosum
Lineage: Eukaryota; Fungi; Ascomycota; Eurotiomycetes; Eurotiales; Aspergillaceae
Product: alpha/beta hydrolase
Exons: 3
Coding region: 1-705 (234 amino acids)
Source: RefSeq, a predicted model, not a curated record